GGGAGAUUUGAACUGGACUCUACUGUUCUUCGUUUCCGUUGUUACCGCCCUUCUCGUGCCACGUAUGUCAUCCGAUUUGUCGGACUGCUAAUCCUUCCAUCUUCAUCGAGUGGAGUAUCACUGAUCUUACACCUCGACAUCUUUAAGGUUGAUGUCAAUUCUUUCGAAAACUAGGUUUCGUAUUUGUGCCACAACCUUUUAAGUAACACUGAAAAUACAUAGAUCGAAGUCGUCGAUUAAUUGUCUUAUGAAAAUGGCUAAGAAGAAAUCACUUGUUAUAACCGACCCAUCUGCAAAUCAAGGUUAUAUCGAUAAAAUGUGUGAUAAAGAACCUUCAGACUUUUGUAAUAUUUGUCUUCUCAUAUUUCUCUACAUUUUGCAAGUGGGUUUUCUGAUUAUUUAAAACGUUCUUAGCAUACUCGACUAUUCCGAAUAUUGAUUAUUAUGUAGAUUAAGGUUUAAAUGUAAAUUGUCAGGAGAUUUUGUUGACCGAAAUCUAAUUUCAAACAUAUGUGAUCUCAACUAAUUUUUUAUAUUUUUCGGAGCCAAUUACUUUGUUAAACGGAAUCGCCGUUAUUAACGAAACACUAAAAGGCCAACUAUCUAAGGUUUUAGGAUUAUACUUUAAGCGCACUGUAGCAGCAGAAGAUCAAAUUCGAAGUAAUCAUUUAGAUUUUAGAGCGUGUAUAUAAGUCUCCAUUAGUCCAUGGACAGGCAAGACUCAAAACUGUACAAUUGGUAAGCCCUCGAUAAAUUAUUCAGGGGUGCAUCAGAUUAUGUUGUCCCAGUACUCGUAUGAUGCAGACAAAUCAGCGUAUUUUUGUGCUGGUUCCGUAGUCUAUUAAGCCCUCAAGUUUCAUAUUUGCCACCAAACAGUUUUUGUCCAAUCCACUUGAUAAAAAACCCGUCGACCGAAAAAUUAACCCAAUAGAAGAACAGUUUGCUGUAAAUGUCCGGAAUUAGUGUGUCAGUUAACACAUUUUAGGUCUGCUUAACUUCUCCAUAAGCAUGUUCAAUAAGUCACUAUUUCGGGUCAUCAUCGGAUAUCAUAUGCUAUCAUAGUGUUCAGUUAGCUAAGCACAUAUCACUUAUUUUGUUUUUAAGUUCUUCCUAAGCGUCACUAAACUGAACUAGACAAUUCAAAGUAUGUAGACAUAUUCGGACCGAAGUCGUUAAAACAUGUAUUUCCCAUCCGAACUUCCCGCUUACUGUAAACCCUUUUGUUUUCUCUGGGUUUAUAACAGAUGAAAAAUACAUUGCUUCACAAUAAUCAGUUAAAAGGGAUGUCGAUUAUCUGAUCUCAACAGACAAAUUUCGAGACAGACACAACAACAUUCCUCUCUUUCGGCUUCGAUUUCAGCAGUUUGCCUAAACAUACUCCUAAGUUCAUAAAACGUGUACAGGGAAGUUUCAAAGCAUUUUUAAGGUCUAACUGAGAUACCAUAUUGGUUUUUGAAUUUAAUGAUAGCUUGUACGGUCUUGUAACUACCUCCAUUCUUCAUAUCUGGUCUGUAGAAGGGUCGAGACUGACGUUAUAGUACCUUAAAUUUCAGCAACGGACUGUUACUGUUUGUUUGCCUUUACAUUUUUGUAGUUAGUAUUUUUCAUGUCAUUCGUUUUAAAUGAUCAUCUAAUAUAGAUUUUAGAACUAACUAAAUAUGUUCUUGGUCCAAUUUAUCUCAUUGUUAGGGCAUCCCUCUUGGACUGUCGUCUGCAGUCCCUUACUUACUACAAUCAGAUCCAAAAUCGGCUAAUUACCAAUCACAAGCAGCUUUCUCGUUUGCAUUUUGGCCAUUUUCACUUAAAUUAGCUUGGGCUCCAAUAGUAGACUCGUUGUACAGUUCACGUAUAGGAAGACGAAAGACUUGGCUUAUUCCCAUUCAAUAUGCUCUUGGAAUUAACCUGCUUAUUAUCGCGCUCUAUGUUAACCAGUGGUUGGGGCGUACUCCUGAUAACCCAUGGGGCCCAUUAGGUGUGAUGCAUCCAGUGGAUAUUUCACGCUUGACUGUAGCUUUCUUUGGACUUACUUUUCUUGCAGCUACACAAGAUAUUGUAGUAGAUGGAUGGGCGCUUACGAUGUUGUCUAGAAAAAACUUGGGAUGGGCUUCCACAUGUAAUACAGUUGGUCAAACAUUAGGUCAUUUAAUUGCGUUUGUCGUCCUCAUGUGUUUAGAAUCACCAGAUAUUUCUAAUAAGUAUAUACGAUUGACUCCUGUUGAAGGUGAAGGGCUGAUUACUUUUUCAGGUUUUCUUUAUUUUUGGGGUAUUGUAUUCUUGGUGGCAACCACACUUGUUGGAGUUUUCAAGAAGGAGGUACCUCAUAAUCUGUCCGUUAUAUCAUCUGCUCAUUCUAAUCAACUUAGUAAUAAUUCAAAUGGUCCGUUAAUCUAUUCAAAUCAAAUAGGAAACAUCGAAAGACAGUUAUCCUCUAGAAAUCGUAUCUCACAAACAAAUACAAUUGAGAAACAGAUUAGUUGUGAAUCCACUCGAAGUCGUUCACGUACUCCCAGUGGUUGGAGUCGUAUUAUUGAAAUUUCUGCAGAUGAAGAACUGAAUGUAACUGAGUCAAACAAAGAAUUGUCAUUAUUUGAUACUUAUCGUUUUAUGUUAGGCAUUUGUAAAUUGAAGCCUAUUUUACAAUACGUAUUGUUAUUAUUCAUUGCCAAGGUUUGCUUCUGUCCCGCAGAUGCAAUAUCUGGACUAAAACUAAUUGAACAAGGUCUACCAAGAGAGAAACUUGUUUUCAUUGGGGUCCUACUAUUACCGCUUGAAGUGAUUCUACCACUGCUUAUUACUCAAGUGGCAAAUGGACCGAGAUUACUAAAAUAUUAUACAUGGGCUUUUUUACCUCGUUUAUUUCUAGCAACAUUAUCUGUUCCAUUGAUUUAUUUUGCACCGUACUUUAAAAUUUCAAAUCAAAUCCAUUCAAUCAUUCCUAAUAAUCAUACAUUAGAAGAGUCAGCUCCCAUCCUUGAAUCAACUACAACUCAUACAUCAUUCUCAUGGCUUUUCUACGGUAUCAUGAUUUGUCAUUUGGCUAUUUAUUCAGUAUUCUCUACUGUGAUGUUUAUUACUCAAGUAUCAUUUCAUGCAAAAAUAAGUGAUCCAGCUGUGGGUGGAACUUAUAUGACGUUGUUAAAUACUGCAGCUAAUUUAGCUACAAGUUUGCCGAAUACUCUGUUUUUAUCACUCGUCGAACCACUUACUGUAAGAAAAUGCUCUGGAGCUGAUUUAUUAAAAGCUGGGUUAUUAUCUUUACGAACUAAUUCUGUUCAAUCUGUUAAUACAAUCAAUAUAACUCAUCCUAUACAAUAUUCAAAAGAUGAGAUUUAUAGAAAUGGACAAUUAUGGUUGGCUAACAAUGCUACCUGUGAGAAUUCUAAAACUAUUCAGGCUUGUCUUGAUAUCAGUGGGACAUGUUCAACAUUACUGGACGGUUUCUAUGUUGAAGUUGGAUUAUGUUUGCUUUUCGGACUGGUCACAUUCCCAACAGUAGUACUUCCUUAUGCUAAUCAUCUUGACACUCAACCUAAUGAAGCGUUUACUCUUCGUCCUUCAUCAUCACUAGCCAGACAUCAAAGUAGAACUGAUAAUAAUGAGGCCAAAAAAACUAGAAAGGACUAAAAGAACGUUUCGGAACUAAAGUAUAAUUUGCUUACCUUUUUGUGAAUAUAAUUUCCACUAUGUUGCACUGUUUUUCUGUCUGUCAUUUUCCCCAUUCGUUUCUUGUUAUAUACAUUUAUGUGGAUAUUAUUUUACUUUUCGCUUUCUCUGUGAAUGUUUUUCUCCGAAAUAUUCAUCGCUGUGAAUUCGCUUCUCUCUGAGAUGUAGAUUUAUAACUCAUAUAUACACACGCAUACUCACAUGUAUGUCCUGUCCUUUCCUUUCCACACAAUAACACUGACGAUGAUACUGGUAGUUUGAUAUUUAAUUAAGCAUAAAAUGUUGAAGUUCAUUAUUACAUCUUAAUUAUUUUGUGUUAUGUGUAUACAGAAAGGUAACUUUAAAUUUCACGUUGUAGAUUGUUAUUUAUUUCAUAAUAUUACUUUUAUUAUUUUUGUUAUUUACAUGUGCAAAUUCUCUGUACGUAGGUGUUAAUAACCGAAUGGAAAAUAAUAAAUUAUACAAAAAAA
This is a messenger RNA of Schistosoma spindalis, 4133 nucleotides long. Lineage: Eukaryota; Metazoa; Platyhelminthes; Trematoda; Strigeidida; Schistosomatidae. The record is from the annotation of a GenBank genome assembly.